AUGGCACACACCUCAGGGAGCUGCUGUGGGGACAUCCCCUGAUCCCCAAACUUCCCCUGCCCAUGGGAAAAACCCUGGAGGAAAACACAGGGCUGGGGUCCCCCAGGAGGGUCGGGAAAGGGGACAGGUGGCUCCUGGGAUCCUGCUGUUGUCCCCUGAGCCCCUGGGAAUGGGAGAGCUCCACAAGGAAGGGAGGAAGCAGGGCUUGGAUACCAGGGAGGAUGGGCAGGGUUUGGAUCCCAGGAGGGAUAGACAAGGUUUGGAUCCCAGAAGGGAAGGACAAGGUUUGGAUCCCAGAAGGACGGACAAGGUUUGGAUGCUCAGGAGGGAUGGACAGGGUUUAGAUCCUGGGAGGACAGGCAGGGUUUGGAUCCCUGGGCAGGGCUUAGAUCCCAGGAGGGAUGGACAGGAUUUGGAUCUCCAGAAGUGAUCGACAGGAUUUGAAUCCCAGGAGGACGGACAGGGUUCGGAUCCCAGGAGGAUGGACAGGGUUCAGAUCCCAGGAGGAUGGACAGGAUUUGGAUCCCAGGAGGAUGGGCAGGGUUCAGAUCCCAGGAGGAUGGACAGGGUUCAGAUCCCAGGAGGAUGGACAGGAUUUGGAUCCCAGGAGGACGGACAGGGUUCAGAUCCCAGGAAGGAUGGACAGGAUUUGGAUCCCAGGAAGGAUGGGCAGGAUUUGUAUCCCAGGAAGGAUGGGCAGGAUUUGGAUCCCAGGAAAAUGGACAGGAUUUGAAUCCCAGGAGGAUGGACAGGAUUUGGAUCCCAGGAAGGAUAACCAGGAUUUGGAUCCCAGGAAGGAUGGACAGGGUUCGGAUGCCAGGAAGGAUGGACAGGAUUUGGAUCCCAGGAGGGAUAGACAAGGUUUGGAUCCCAGGAGGAUGGACAGGAUUUGGAUCCCAGGAGGAUGGACAGGAUUUGGAUCCCAGGAGGACGGGCAGGGUUCGGAUCCCAGGAGGAUGGACAGGAUUUGGAUCCCAGGAGGACGGGCAGGGAUUUGGAUCCCAGGAGGACGGGCAGGGUUCGGAUGCCAGGCCAGAACCCAGGUCUGACAGAAGAAAGGCUCACCCCAAGCCACAAUCCCUGGGCUCCAUGUCCCAGCCAGGAACAAGGAGUGGCAGGCAGCCCUCCCCUGGCAGCAAAGCCGCCUGGCCGCCCCUCUGCCCUUCCUCUUCCACAUCCCGGCUUUUCCAGCUCCCCUUCCCCACAGACCCCCUCGGUCCCCACUGCGUGGCUGGGGGAGCCACAGGGAUCGCUCCAAGGAUCAGGGCUGCCCUCUGCCCAGGCACUCCGAGCUGGGCAUUCCCGCUUUUCCCUUUCCCAAAGAGAGCAGCCUCUGCCCUGGCCAGCUCUCCCAGCGCUCAGCCAAAGGCUGGGAGCGCCUCUGGAGCUGGCAGCGGCACUGCCGGGUGAUUAAUUAAUCAGCGGCGCGUGGCUGACUCCAUUUAUAGGGCUGGCACUUGGCACUGCCUCUGUCCCGAGCCAGCAGGGAAGCGGCACCUCAGAGGUCACCGAAUUCCCGCUGGGUUUGUGGGGCUGUUCCUGCCUCCCCAGGCUCCCUCAUCCCGUAAAACAAGCAGAGUUUUCCCAGCAGGGCUUGGGGAAGCUGCCAGAACCCCCAGUUCCAAUUAGGAGGGGGACACAAUGAGGGGACAGCUUCCCCCGGCAGCCUCAGCCCCGCUGAUCCCAUCCCUGCCUGACCCCACACCCUGCCCAGCCUUCCCUGUGUCCAAGGGCUCCGAGAAACGGAGCUGCAGAAUCUGGCACAGAAACUUCCAGGCUGAUUCUGCAGCCAGGCUCAGGCUCAGCCUGCCCAGGAGAGGAGAGAUCCCUUUCACAGCCUCUCCCUUCCCAAAAUCCCCACUCCUGGGGAUCCCCUACAGUGCUGUGACCCCAUCACCAGCAGGCCUCGAGCCGCUCUGCCCAGACACCGUGUGAAACCUCCAGCCCCUAAAGUGCUGCUAAUCCAGGCAAAUCUCCAAACUCGGCUCCUCUUCCUCUUCCACACCUCUCUCCUGCUGCCCCGGGGCUCCUCUGGGGGCUCUUGCUGAGUUCCCUGAGCUGAGAGCCGAAAACAAACCAGCCCCAAACAAUCCUUUGGCCGGCGCUGAGGUUUGUUGUUUAUCCUGCAGCUCCCCAGGGAUUCACGGGAGAGAGGAAACAGCUCUGCCAGCCUGGGCUCCCCACGCUGGCAACGGAGCCUCCAAACGCUUCCAGGAGCGGCUGCUGGGGUCCCUCUGCCUCUGCAGAGCUGCUACCGGCUCCUGCCUGAUCCCCUUUCCCCCUUGGUGGGAUUGGGGGGAGCAAUCCCACACCUUAAACCGCGGCACUGGGGUUUGAACACCGCCAGGAGAUGAGGAUGAGGAGGCAAAGGGCAUCUCACAGCGCCAUAAAAUCAUGGAAUUGCUGGGACUGGAAGAGAGCCUAAAGCUCAUUCCAUCCCACCUCCCACUGUCCCAGGGUGUCCAGCCUGGGAGCACUUCCAGGGAUCCAGGGGCCACAUCCCGUUGUGUCCCCAAAGAACGGGACAUCUCUCCCGGCAAACCCCAAACUGCUUCUGGCACUGGAAAGGAAAGCUCGUGCCCUUGGAAGGUUUGACCCUGCCGUCACCCCUGCUCCCAAAUCCAACCCUGCAGCUCCGGGGACACAGGGCUCAUUCCCAGAGCCUGGCUGACCCCGCCGAGCCCCCGCGCCCAGCGUUUGCCGCCGGAGCGGGAAUCAAUGGCACCACUGUCCCUGGAAAUGUCCCCGCUGCGGCGGCCGGAACGGGAGAAAGGGCAGCUUUGUGCUCCGUGCCAGAGGGGAGGGGAGCAGGAACAUCAAACCCAGGAGAGAGGCACAUCUCGGGAAAGAUGUCUGGGGCUGAGGGAACCGGGAGAUGCUCCAGGUGCCAUGGAGAGAAGGGAGCGAUCCCACUUUCCAUUGGGCCGUGGUGACACAGCAAAUGGCUCCCCGUGGGCCCAAGAGCCCCUUGAGAAGCACUGGAGCAUCCCAGGACAUUCUGGAGCAUCCUGGAGCAUCCCAGAGCAUCCUGGAGCAUCCCGGAGCAUCCCGGAACACCCUGAAGCAUCCCAGAGCAUCCCGGAGCAUCCCAGAACAUCCUGGAGCAUCCCUGUGCAUCCUGGAGCAUCCCAGAACAUCCUGGAGCAUCCUGGAGCAUCCCAGAACAUCCUGGAGCAUCCUGGAGCAUCCCAGAGCAUCCCAGAACAUCCUGGAGCAUCCUGAAGCAUCCCAGAGCAUUCUGGAGCAUCCUGGAGCAUCCCAGAACAUCCUGGAGCAUCCCAGAACAUCCUGGAGCAUCCCGGAGCCGGCUGUUCCCACCUCCAGAGCAGAGGGGCCGCGUGGGCUGCAGCCUCUCCUGGCAAUCUCCAUCACCCAGCCCGGCUGGGGCUGAGUCAGCACCGCCUUCCCUCUCCUCGCUCCAGCAUUCCCGGCUGGCAGCGGCUCCCGCAGCCCAGACACUCCUGAGUCAUCAGCUCACACUGGGAAUUCUGCGGGAAUGCUGCUGCUGGGGCAGCCCGGGCUGGAGGCCAUGGUUCCAAUGGGUUAAAAGCAGGAAUUGAAAUAAAGCUCGGGAGAAAUGUGAGCAGCGGGGUGGGAGCAGGACCUGCUGGGUUUUGGGAACUGAGGAGGGCACGAGGCAGAUCCUUCAUUUUCUCUGCCCAUAAAUUCCUUCCAAGUGGGAAUUACCUUGGAAUAUGAGGUGGGAGAGCAGGGUAGGGAGUCUGCCCAUCCCUGGAAUUGCCCUCUCCUGGAAUUUCCUAUCCCUGGAAUUGCCCUCCCCAGGAAUUGCCCUCUCCUGGAAUUGCCCUCUCCAGGAGUUGCCCACCCUGGAAUUGCCCACCCCUGGAAUUGCCCAUCCCCAGGAAUAUCCCAUCCCCAGGAA
Molecule: messenger RNA, 3883 nt
Organism: Poecile atricapillus (Black-capped chickadee)
Lineage: Eukaryota; Metazoa; Chordata; Aves; Passeriformes; Paridae
Exons: 2
Coding region: 508-1410 (300 amino acids)
Source: RefSeq, a predicted model, not a curated record